AUGCUGGUGUCCCUGACCGUUGGCAAGGUCGAUGCAGGCGUCGCGGUUCUGCUCACCGAAGAUAAAAGACUGAUAGAAUUCCCAUCGAUACUCUUGCCUUCAUCCAUAGCCUCAGGCUCAAUUGUGGACAUCACUGUAAAGCAAAACUUCGAGGCUGAACACAAAGCAAAGGCUGCGUUUUCCUCCCUACAAAAGCAAAUCCUAAACACAUAUGGCAUAAACACCCCAGCUACACCUGUACUAAGACUCCGAAAUGCUACUCAAACCUCUCUUGUUCUCGAAUGGGAUCCUAUCCAACUCGCGACCACUACUCUUCACUCCCUGGCGCUGUAUAGAAAUGGAAGCAAGGCAGGAAACAUUCCACGACCACUGGAACAGACAGCCACCAAGAUCAGUGGACUGGCUGUAGAUUCGGAAUACUCCUUCUAUCUCGUACUCAAGACGAGCGGCGGAACCUACACGAGUAACGACCUGACUGUCAAGACUCAUGCGAUGAACAAUUUAACCGGAAUCACGGUAACACCAGGAGUCAUGCCCCCGCCCAUGAGGGAGGCUCUUGAAACAGCUAUCGAGCGUAUUGGCGCAAAGAUAAUCGACACGAUCCGCAUCGAUACAACCCAUUUCGUUUGCACCGAAGGUCGUGGUCGCGACUGGGAGAGAGCUAAUGAGAUGAACAUUCCAGUUGUCAGACCUGAAUGGAUAGAGGGGUGUGAAAGGGAGGGGAAGAUUAUAGGAGUCCGCGGAUACUAUCUGGAUGCAGAUCCCAAGCAAAGACACGUUGGAUCAAAUCCGUCUCUAGCUGGUCGGCCUUCGACAGUUGCUCCACCCUCGCAAGGAAGUAUUCCGCAACGACCGAAAGAGACCACGACAACUCCAAAGAGUCCUACCGGUGAGAGUACUGUCAGUGGUGAGCCUGGCCCUGAAGUACCGCCGACUCCACCGCAAAAAGAUCUUCCACCCACGCCAACUGACGGUGGAGAUGAUGACGACGAGGAGGAAGAAAGCGAGGAAGAGCCAGAGACACAGUCAACCGAGUCCAAGGGCAAACAGAAGGCCCAAACAUCAGAUGCAGAGGAAGAUGAUGAGAAAGACGAAGAGACAGAAGAAGAAGAUUCAUCAGACGACAAAUCCCGGGACCUCCAUGCCGAACAGAAACAUGAACCCCAGGUUGGGACCGUAAAGGAAGGAGCCGAAAUGGAGGAUGUCGCGUUAUGA
Molecule: messenger RNA, 1215 nt
Organism: Exophiala spinifera
Lineage: Eukaryota; Fungi; Ascomycota; Eurotiomycetes; Chaetothyriales; Herpotrichiellaceae
Exons: 2
Coding region: 1-1215 (404 amino acids)
Biological process (GO): Golgi to plasma membrane transport; conjugation with cellular fusion
Cellular component (GO): trans-Golgi network; exomer complex
Molecular function (GO): protein dimerization activity
Source: RefSeq, a predicted model, not a curated record